Staurois parvus is the source of this 1674-nucleotide messenger RNA. The record is from the annotation of a GenBank genome assembly. NCBI's taxonomy places the organism in Eukaryota, Metazoa, Chordata, Amphibia, Anura, Ranidae.
AUGCCAAAAAAACAAGCUUCUCCUUUGCCACGAUCAGAAUGCCUGUGUGCCAUUUGUCGGGAGAUCUUAUUGGAGCCGGUGACGCUCCCAUGCAGUCAUACUUUGUGCCAUCCCUGUUUCCAGAAGACUGUGGAGAAAGCUAGCCUGUGCUGCCCUUUUUGUAGGCUGCGAGUUUCCUCCUGGGCUCGUCACAGUGCCCGCUCAGGAACACUAAUCAACAAGGAACUUUGGGAGAUCAUCCAGCGUCAGUAUCCAGAGGAGUGCAAACGCCGUACUUCUGGACUAGACACUGAAGAAGAUGAAUUUGAAGAUGACUUCACACCUCAUCCAGCUCGACAACUGUGCAAUCCAGGGGAAAUCAGAAAAGAAUAUGAAGCUGAAAUAAGUAAGAUUGAAGCUGAGCGGCUCAGGAGAGAAGAGGAAGAAAGUAAGGCAAGUGAGGAUUAUAUUCAUAAGCUUUUGGCAGAGGAGGAAGCGGAGCAGCGAUUGUCUCUAGAACACACACAAAGGGAGCUGGAACAGCAGAUGAAAAAAGAUGAGGAGCUCGCCUGGAUGCUCAGCAGUGAUCUGAAUGAGUCCACAGCAUCAUCUGUUCAAAUAUCUCCACUGGAGUCACCUAUAGUCAUCAAGAAGGCAGUCGCUGUAAAGUCUUGUAAACAUAUGAAAAGCAACAGGACACAGUUUGGAGACAUUCAGAGGUUUCUGUCACCUAUAUCAGUGAAGAUUGUUGAUACUGACAGGUCUAGUCAUAUCCAAAAUGGGGAACUUCAGAAUAUGAUUACUGGUGCUGAAAAUGUUUUGGCCUUGCUGGAGGAAUCGGUGGAUGAUGACGACGCAAUGCCCAUACUCUCCUCUCAAUCAUCUUUCACUCCUAACCCUAGUCCUAUAGAAAUAUCAGAUUCAGAGAUUCGACUACCUGGUCUGACUAAAUACUCUCCUACUAGAAAUGCAUUGCAGACAGAAUGGUCACCCACAAUCAAAGAUUUAGGGCAAACGGUAAGAAAUGAAGCUCACUUAAUGACUACUACAGAGCUAUCCCCUCCUAGGUGUUCCAGCUCUAUAGAUAGUAGUAGGAAAUGGCAAAAUCCACAAAAUCUUGAUAUAGCUAAUAUGCCUGCGCAUUGGAAUAAACGUUCACCUAAAAGAACUCUUGAUUUCUUUGGAGACACAAAGGAUGAGCCAAGUGAAAAGAGGCCUUGUCUGGAGGACAGCACAGCACCUGGAUAUCACACAGAAAAGCUAAUGGAACUGGAAGAGACUCUCCAUGAGAGGAAACUGCAGGAAGAACAAGACCGGCUUCUGGCUCUAAAACUACAGAGGCUCUUGGACAAUGAGGUGAAACAAGUCAGCAGACAGAAGGGUUCCACAGGUGAGUACAAGUUACGGCCAAAAAGAACCCCUCCACAGCAGGAGCCUUUGGAAUCUACAUCACUGAGAAGGACUGCUUCAAAGUGCUGUAUGGAUCAAAGCAGUUCUACGAGCUCAGAAAGUGGAGAAUCUUCUGAUGAAAAUAAAAAACCUGCCCCAAAGAAACAAGCACAAUCCUUGCCACUUAGAAAUGGGCAAAGAAAAACUUCUGAACAGCCCUCAUCGCCUAAUGGGGUAAAAAUCCUGAAACCAAGUAACAAGCAGCAAACCAUACUGGACAUGUUUCAAAGCGCUACAAGAAAAUAG